Molecule: messenger RNA, 834 nt
Organism: Durusdinium trenchii
Lineage: Eukaryota; Dinophyceae; Suessiales; Symbiodiniaceae
Source: the annotation of a GenBank genome assembly
AUGGGAAUGAUGGGGAAUCGGUUUCUGGGUAUUGUCACCAGUCGCGACAUCGAUUUCAUUGAGGAUCGCUCCGUGCGACUCUCUGAGGUGAUGACACCCAAGGCGAAAUGCCUGACAGCUUGCGAACCCAUUUCCUUGGGAGAGGCCCUCCAAAAGCUCGUCCAAAGUAAGAAGGGCAAGCUGCCCAUCCUGAAUGAGGAUGGUGAGCUGGUGGCUCUUGUGACGAGGUCGGACCUGAAAAAGCUCAAAGACUUCCCAAACGCCGCCAAGGAUGCGAAUCGACAGCUGCUGGUGGGCGCCGCGGUGGAGCCGAAGGUCUCCGAGAUGGAGCGCGUGCAGCGGUUGGUCGAGGCGGGGAUGGAUGUGCUCUUCUUGGAGGCUUCCCGAAGCCGCUUGGAGGAGCAAGCGGAGUUCAUCCGCAAGGUGAAAUACCAGUUCCCCGGCUUGGACGUCGUGGCCGGCAACGUGGUCACUCCCAAGCAGGCCUCUCCGUUGAUCCAAGCGGGUGCUGACGCACUGCGUGUCGGCAUGGGCUGCAGUAGCCUGGACUCUUUACCAGAGGCGCCCGCUGUGGGACGGCCCUUAGGCAGUGCAGUGUACCACGUGGCUCGCUAUGCCAGUGAGUUUAAGGUGCCGGUGAUAGCCGAUGGAGGUGUUGCGACCAGUGCAGCGGCGACUAUCGCCCUGGCGCUUGGUGCCUCUGCUGUCAUGUGCGGAUUGCUGUUGGCGGGAACCACCGAAAGUCCUGGAGAUGCCUUCUAUCAUGAUGGCUCCAGGCUGAAGCUCUACAAAGGCAUGAGCUCAUUAGAGGCGCCCGUUUCGGAGAGGGGCUAA